AUGCGAGUUUCUUAUGCCUUAAGUAACUGUUAUGCGGUUGUAUUAUUCGCUAUAGUUUUAGGCGAAAAUAGCUUUCCUACACCUGAUUGCUUUCUCUGUGACGUGUGUCCUUCGCCAAAUCGGAGCGAUAUUGAAGAAGGGCAGUGUAUUGUUAGGACUCUCUAUAUUGCUGUAGAUGCUACCCAGAGGUUUCGCAUGAAUAAAUCCACAGGUUUCGAUCACCUGGAACCGUUUGAACCUGGUAAUCUGGUGGAUGGUCAGGAAGGGAUUGGUGUUGUUGAAAUGACUUCAUUAACGUGUGCCUUACACGUAGGUGAUUUAGUGACUUCAGUUGGGCGUUUGUGGCCGUGGAGUAGGCUCUUCGUUGCUGACCAAGCUGACUUGAUGAAAGUGACUUUGCCUCCAGAAUACUCGCCAUCAGUUGUGCUGAGUGCCGCUGGUUUGUCAGCUAUGGCAGCUUUGCUAGGUAUAAGGAAAAAAGCAGAAAUUGAUCGAAGGCGCCCACAGACUUUCGUUGUCUCUGGAGCUGCUGGCUCUUGUGGGUCAGUGGCUGGACAAUGUGCUCGAUUAGAGGGGUGUACCAAAGUAAUAGGAAUUUGUGGCUCGGACAACAAGUGUCAAGUCUUGCUGGAAGAAUUAGGAUUUGAUGGAGCAAUUAACUACAAAAAAGAAGCCGUUCUUGAUGGUUUGAAACGUCUUGCCCCAGAAGGGGUUGACAUUUAUUUUGAUAAUGUUGGCGGCUUUGUUAGCGAUGCAGUAAUAGCUCAAAUGAAUCAUGGGGGAAGAGUGGUGCUUUGUGGACAGAUUUCUCUGUACAACACGAAUUUGCCGUAUCCUUUUCCGAUUCCUAAAGAAACUGCGGAAAUUAUUGCUCAGAAGAAUAUUAAAAGAGAAGGUUUUAUGGUUCUGGCGUAUAGGGACGACUUGGAUAGUACUGUGGCGCAGCUGUCCGCAUGGCUACAGGAAGGCAAAAUCAAGGUGAAAGAAACGAUCUAUGAAGGUUUGGAACGUGCUCCGCAGGCAUUUGUGGAUAUGAUGAAGGGCGUUAAUAUCGGUAAAAUGAUGGUGAAGGUCGACUGA
This is a messenger RNA of Enterobius vermicularis (human pinworm), 1080 nucleotides long. The record is from the annotation of a GenBank genome assembly. Lineage: Eukaryota; Metazoa; Nematoda; Chromadorea; Rhabditida; Oxyuridae.